Cornus florida is the source of this 961-nucleotide messenger RNA. RefSeq lists its product as uncharacterized. The record is from RefSeq and is a predicted model, not a curated record. The coding region runs from base 250 to 648 and encodes 132 amino acids. Lineage: Eukaryota; Viridiplantae; Streptophyta; Magnoliopsida; Cornales; Cornaceae. The transcript has a single exon.
GAAAUAUAUGUCUACACAGUCACACACAAGCAUGAUGGAAAAAAGAUAAUAUUGUUAUCAUAAAAUGCAUGUUAUGUGGGUGGCGUUGGUCUCAACUCAACCAAUGUAUCUCUCAUUUCCUUCAUCCCAACACUCGCCGUAAUAGCCGGCAAUUCAUGUGCUUUCUCCAGCUUUAUCUUUAUAUCUCAGCUUCCUCUCUCUCUUCUCUCUCUUUCUCUCUCUACCCAUAUCCUUUUUUUCAUCUCUAUAAUGGGGAAUUGUAUGAAAGGUUAUAGAAUGGUAAUCCAAAAUGAAGAAUAUGAAGGGAUGAGAUCAGUUUCUUCAUCCAAGUGUGAGGUAGUUAAGCCGUCCGAUGAUGGUGGGAAGAGAAAGAUGGUAAGGUUCAAGUUACGUGAAGAAAAUGGUGUUGAUCAUAGAGAAGGGAAUGUAGGUUCAAGAAGUGGUAAUGGAGUUGUGAGGGUUAGGGUUUUGUUGACACAAAAAGAGUUGAAUCAGAUUUUGAACAAUGAGUUCAACGACAACUCUGUGGAGCAAUUGCUACGUGCAAUGGAGUUGAGAAGCAGAAAAGUCUCCCGAGUUCGAACGUGUGAUGGAGAUAUCAAUGGAAGCUGGAGACCAGCUUUGGAGAGCAUCCCGGAGGACCAUUAAUGCCCAUGUGUGUGCUUUUUGUCAACACCGAUCUCUCUCUCACCGAGUUCUCCUCCCACAGAGGAUGUUAAGAGUUCGAGUCCGAAAUAUUGUAGGUGCUUGUGUUUGUUUGAACUUUUGAGAAAAAAUAGAUGUGUGUGUGGAUGCUUGAACUUUUGAGUUACUUCGAUCAUUAAACCAUGUACAAGCUUUAAUUUAGUAUUAAUGUGAAAGUCUAGAUGUAUAUUUUUCUGUAAUUAGUUCAUGUUGUGAAUUUAAUAAGCAUUGUAUCUUUUCCAAUAUUCAACUAUUAAUUUCGUAAUUAUUAUAAUUA